AUGGAAAAGAGUAAUAUGCGCCAAAGCGGGCUAGUAUGCGACUGGCAUCAGGAACGUGGUCUCCUAUUUACUGGCGGUGAUGCACGCGUGAUUAAAGUAUGGGAUGCACAUCAAGAGAUAUCGGUCAUGGAUAUCGCGACACAGUCUACAGGCUGUGUGACGAGCAUAACAAGCGAUCAGACGCGUGGAGACAUUAUUGUUGCAGGAUUCGGAGAUGGCCUUGUUGGUGUGUACGAUCGUCGCAUGAGGCCCACAUCUGCAAUGGUACAACGAUGGGAUGAACACAAAGCAUGGAUCACUGGUGUACAUCUUCAACGCGAUGGUAAUCGAGAAUUGAUUUCGGGAUGUUUCGGUGGCGACAUCAAGAUUUGGGAUAUCCGGGAAACAUCGUCGCUUCGAACAAUCGAGGCACAUACGCAUGCAGAUAUGACUGCGUUGGCUGUCCACGACCAUAGCCCGGUCGUUGCGAGUGCUGGAGAUGACCAUAUCAUCAAGGUAUGGAACGUAAAUGGCAAUCGUCUAUCUACGAUCCGACCCUCGUCUGGCUUUUUGGGGCAGCGAAACGCGUUCACCAGGGCACUUACAUUCCAUCCUAAUCUGAUGGUCAUGGGGGCAAGCGGUGACGAUGGCUCAAUUACAGUAAGUGACUCUGUCCACAUACAGUUCUCUUAUGGCUUGCUAAGGUGUGAUUGA
Zychaea mexicana is the source of this 693-nucleotide messenger RNA. Its product is annotated as WD40-repeat-containing domain protein. The record is from RefSeq and is a predicted model, not a curated record. The transcript has 4 exons. Gene Ontology annotation, molecular function: protein-macromolecule adaptor activity; protein binding. Gene Ontology annotation, biological process: positive regulation of protein serine/threonine kinase activity; TOR signaling; cellular response to amino acid stimulus. Lineage: Eukaryota; Fungi; Mucoromycota; Mucoromycetes; Mucorales; Lichtheimiaceae. Bases 1 to 693 code for a protein of 230 amino acids. Gene Ontology annotation, cellular component: TORC1 complex; cytoplasm.